GGCUCUCCUUUGCAACGGCUCAAUUUGAAGUUCGAAUUUCGAAAAAGGCGUUUCAAGAUUUCCAGUAGAAAGCGCUUACAGGGGAGGCCAAUAUAACAACCAUUUUUCACUACACAUUUUUUAACUCUUUGAAAUCAAAUCUACGCUACAAUUUUUCACUGCGCUUCAAUUUUUCACUGCGCUACAAUCUAUGGCUUCUCCCUUCAGAACGUGUUCGCCUUCUGCAGCAAACAGGCCCAACAAGGCAAAUUCCAACAACGGCCUCAGAAAGAGCUUCAAUGUCAAUGUUCUUCCCAAGGCAACUGCUUCCAGAAAUGGUAACCAGGCCCCCAGCUUUACUCCAGCCAACAGCCCAGCAGAUUACCCUCAAAGGACCUCCCCAUUCAAAGAUUUCAACGCCCCUGCAUGGCAAUCUGAAGAAAUUGGACUUGAAAAUGUCCGCCAAUGCCCUCCUAAAUCUGCAUCAGCAAAGUCCCCUGCACCCAAAGGUAUGAAGAAUUUCAUGUCUCCGACGUUUUCUGCAGCUUCCAAGGCCGCCUCUUCAAAAAAGAGGAUCCUUGUUGAAAGAAAUGAAUCCACUGGACUCUCGCAAAUCCCAGCCAAGGAGCCCUCUGAUUUUGCCAACCCCCAUAUCAUGAAUCUCCCUGCCUCCCGUGAACCUAUGAUGGAAGAUACCUAUAUGAAAGAAAAUGAGGAAGCUCCAAGGGAUAUUAUGGAGGUGGGCUUUGUUAGAUCUGUAACACUGCCGGAGAACCAGACCAAGAAAGAUGUCCGUAGGGUUCUUUAUCAGGUUCCUGUAAGUAGUACAGAUAAUGAUUCUUUAUCUUUUCUGUCCCAGUUCCCUGAUCCCGGAGAAGAGCGUACUACUCAUCUUCCUCCCUAUGACCCCAAAAGGAAUUAUCUUUCCCCACGACCUGAUUUCCUUAGGUAUCGUCCCAAUAGGGGCCUGGACAUUGAUAUCAUGGAAGAUGAGGGCUUUGGAAAACGUGAAUUCUUCAAUUAUGAAACUCCUGAAACUGGUGUUGCUGAGACUAAGGAGAUUGAAUCCUUGGGUAAACGAAUGGAUGCUGUUGGCAUAUCUUCUGAAGAUUUAGAUCACAGAGAAACCCAUAAGGAAUCGCAAGUAAAAUUGGUAUCAGUUAGAAAUUCUGAGCAAAACGAAUCUGAAACUCCUCCUGAGAGCGGGGUUACGGAGACUAAAUCUUCUGAAGGUUUAGAUCACAGGGAAAUCCAGAAGGAAUUACAAGUAAAAUUGGUAUCAGUUGGAAAUUCUGAUUACAACAAAUCUGAAAUUCCUCCUGAAAGCGGGGUAACUGAGACUAAGGAGAAUGAAUCCCUGGCUGAACGAAUGGAUACCAGUAGCAUAUCUUCUGAAGAUUUAGAUCAUGCAGAAACCCAUGAGGAUUUACAAGUAAAACUGGCAUCAGUUGGAAAUCCUGAGCAAAACCCUUGGAACCAUGGUUUAGAGUUUGACUCAAAAAAGAAUGCUACGGUAGAAGUGGAGGAAAAAGAAGAUGACUCUGAUGACGAGGACGAGGAAGAAGAAAAACAGGGUUCUCGGUGGUUGAGAACUUUUUUGUUAUUUGGAUUUGUUUUGCUCGUUUCUUCAGUUGCUCUCUUGAGCUCAGGCAGUCCUGGUCUCUUGCCGCCUUCUUUGCAUAACAAUGUAUUGGCUAGAGGUGAGUUUUACGAUUCUGCUGCUGAUAUUGUUAAAAAUUUAGUUGUGGUUUGGAGAGGGGAUUCUGUCAAAAGUGCUGGUUAUUCUGUUUUGGGAUAUUCAAGGAUGAAGUAUGGAGUUAUUGAAAAAACUGUGAAAAGCUGGUUUGAUUCCUCUUCCAACAAGCUAGGGAUGAGAACACAGUCUUCCAUGGAAGAUGGCCUGCAGAUCUCGUUUGAGGAUAGCUGCACUGGAGACGUAGAAGAAAGCGGUAGAAGUUUGCAUAUGGGGAUCGACGAAGAGGAUGACAUCAACAGUGUCGAUUCUGUUGGCAGGGAGGACCUUAAAGAAAAGCAGAGCAGCACAAAGGCUGUUUUGGAGGCAUUAGAUGCCAUACUUGUCAAAGAUGUUUCUCAAAUCCCAUCGGUUGAUGCUAGUAUACAGCAAAAUGGUCAAGUAAAUACCGAUGAUGAUGUUCUCCACAAGAAUCCUGAUCUACCCCUUCCUUCUGAUUUACUAGAUGAGGACAGUGUGGAAGAAGUACAUGGAAGUGGAGAUUAUGUGGUUUCCUCUCCAUCAAGUUUAGAAGCCCGUGCCUAUCCGGAAGAACCCUUUUCUUUCUAUCCUGACAUACAGGAAGCAAAGCAUGCAGUUGGGGGAAUCGAAGACUCUUGGUCCGAGGUUCAAUCUGAAGAGGCACAAAAUGUCGUUGGGCAUGCUUCUAAAGAACAUGGUAUUCCUGAAGUUCCUGAAAUUAUUCAAAUUUCUGAACCAGUGGAGAUUUUGUCACUAAAUAUUGUUGAAGAUUUGCAAAUCAGUGGAGAUGAUGUAUUGAAUAAGCAGAGCAGGCCAUCCAUGGUUCCGUCUGAUGAACACCAAACACAUCAUGCUUCUCAACUUGAGAAAAUUGACAAGUCCUUUGCAGAGGACAUUGAAUCCAAAAAGAGCAAUGAACCCAAAGAAUCUUCUCUAACUGCUGCAGAGGACUCAAAAGGCUCUGAAGUGCAGACUUCUGAAAUCCCUAGAAGAAACCCAAGAGGACUUCUACCCACUGGAACAAGAGCUGUUCUGUCAAUUCUAGUAGCCUCUGUAAUAGCUGCUACAUACUUAGUUUAUGCGUCUAGGAAGAGAAGUAAAAUCCCGCGUGAAGUUGUAGCAGACAAGCCUACUGUGGAAUUUUUUGCAAAGAAAGAGUCAGAAAAAGAGAUUCGUCCAACCCUAGAGCGUAUGGAAAGGACAUAUUCGCCAGUGCAUUUUCCUUCUUCAAGGAAUUAUCCUCAUGUACAACUUCUUGCGGAAUAUCAUCCUGAGGAGGUGAGCAGUUCAGAUAAGAGCAUGAGUAGAAUAAAUACACCGGAGAAAUCUGUUCAGAUGUAUGAAAGGAGAUUCAGAAAGGGAAAUAUCUUUUCCUCUGAUACUCAACAAGACAGUGCAGUUACCUCAGAGAUUUCCCCCGACUCACUUUCUUAUGGGAGCUUCACGACUUAUGAGAAGAUUGCACGGAAAGAGGGUGGCGGAGUUAGGGAUCCAAAGGUGAUAACUCCAGUGAGAAGAUCCAGUAGGAUUCGCAAGCAAGCAACAUCCCCGUAGAUGAAAAAUGAAGAUGGUUAUGAUACCCCAUCGAACAUUUAUUCAUUGUUCAGGGGUGAUAUUCAGUUUUACUAGGAUAAGCUGCAUUCCUAUUUGGGAUGGAGUGAUUGUCCCAUGUCAUUUUUACUUGUAUAGAUUCUAUAUUGUGGAGUGUGUGUAUUUUGCUUACAGCUGCUUACAGCAUUCAUUUAUGUGGUGUAUACAUUGACUUUCAUUGACUUUAGUUUGGCAUAAACAAAAAGGUCUUAUUUAAUGGAAAUUUUAAUCGUUAUUUCAUUGA
Molecule: messenger RNA, 3527 nt
Organism: Cryptomeria japonica (Japanese cedar)
Lineage: Eukaryota; Viridiplantae; Streptophyta; Pinopsida; Cupressales; Cupressaceae
Exons: 3
Coding region: 191-3247 (1018 amino acids)
Source: RefSeq, a predicted model, not a curated record